This is a messenger RNA of Columba livia (rock pigeon), 1530 nucleotides long. Its product is annotated as trichohyalin-like. NCBI's taxonomy places the organism in Eukaryota, Metazoa, Chordata, Aves, Columbiformes, Columbidae. The record is from RefSeq and is a predicted model, not a curated record.
ACAGAAAGAAGAAAGAAAGAAGAAAGAAAAAGAAAGAAAGAAGAAAGAAGGAAGAAAGAAAGAAGAAAGAGGAAAGAAAGAAGAAAGAAAGAAGAAAGAAAGAAGAAAGAAAGAAGAAAGAAAGAAGAAAGAAAGAAGAAAGAAAGAAGUAAGAAAGAAUUAAGAAAGAAAGAAGAGAGAAAGAAGAAAGAAAGAAGAAAGAAAGAAGAAAGAAGAAAGAAAGAAAAAGAAAGAAGAAAGGAAGAAGAAAGGAAGAAGAAAGAAAGUAGAAAAAGGAAUGAAGAAAGAAGGAAAGAAGAAAGAAGAAAGAAGAAAGAAGAAAGAAGAAAGAAGAAAGAAGAAAGAAGAAAGAAGAAAGAAGAAAGAAGAAAGAAGAAAGAAAGAAGAAAGAAAGAAGAAAGAAGAAAGAAGAAAGAAGAAAGAAGAAAGAAGAAAGAAGAAAGGAAGAAAGAAAGAAGAAAGAAAGAAGAAAGAAAGAAGAAAGAAAGAAGAAAGAAAGAAGAAAGAAAUAAGAAAGGAAGAAGAAAGGAAGAAGAAAGAAAGAAGACGGAAGUAAGAAAGAAAGAAGAAAGAAAGAAGAAAAAGAAAGAAAGAAGAAAGAAAGAAGAAAGAAAGAAGAGAGGAAGAAGAAAAAAAAAGAAAAAAAAAGAAAGGAAGAAGAAAGGAAGAAGAAAGGAAGAAGAAAGAAAGAAGAAAGAAAGAAGAAAGGAAGAAGAAAGAAAGAAGAAGGAAGUAAGAAAGAAAGAAGAAAGAAAGAAGAAAGAAGAAAGAAAGAAGAAAGAACGAAGAAAGAAAAAAGAAGAAGAAAGGAAGAAAUAAAGAAAUAAGAAGAAAGGAAGAAGAAAGGAAGAAGAAAGGAAGAAGAAAGGAAGAAGAAAGGAAGAAAAAGAAGAAGAAGAAGAAGAAAGAAUGAAGAAGAAGAAAAAGAAAGAAGAAAGAAUAAAGAAGAUAGAAAGAAGAAAGAAAGACGAAAGAAAGAAGAAAGAAAGAAGUAAGAAAGAAGGAACACAGAAAGAAGAGAAAAGAAGAAAGAAAGAAGAAAGAAAGAAGAAAGAAAGAAGGAAGAAUGAAGAAAGAAAAAGAAAGAAAGACACAAGAAAGAAAGAAAGAAGAAUAAAAAGAAUAAAGAAGAGGAAAGAAAGAAGAAGAAAGAAAAGAAAGAAAGAAGAAAGAAAGAAGAAGAAAGAAGAAAGAAGAAGAAGAAGAAAGAAGAAAGAAGAAGAAAGAAAGAAGAAAGAAGAAGAAAGAACUAAGAAGAAAGAAAGAAGAAAGAAAGAAAGAAGAAAGAAAGAAGAAGAAAGAAAGAAAGAAAGAAGAAAGAAAGAAGAAGAAAGAAAGAAGAAAGAGAAAGAAAGAAGAAAGAAAGAAGAAAGAAAGAAAGAAGAAAGAAAGAAGAAAGAAAGAAGAAGAAAGAAAGAAAGAAAGAGAAGAAAGAAUAAGAAGAAAGAAGAAGAAGAAAGAAAGAAGAAAGAAAAAGAAGAAAGAAGAAAGAAAGAAAAGAAGAAAGAGAGAAAAGAAGAAAGAAGUAAG